UUUACCCACUAUUAUAUUUCGUUUGUUGAAUAAUUGUUGCUGAUGAUAGAAUUUUCGAUACAUUUCAAUGAACGUUUGCUUUAAUAUAAAUAUCAUUAAUCUAGGCUAAUUUGUUUAGUGUCCGUUUCAAACGAAAAAAAUAAUGAACGCAUUUUUUAAACAGAAUGGAAGGUGGAAUUUUUGAAAAUAAAAAGUGAUAAUUUCAGGUGCAAAUAUUUGAAAAGGGACAAAAUGAAAGCACUUAGAUUAUUUUUCAUUCUAGCUGGAUUUAAUGUGGUCAAGUGUUCUCAUUUCGGAGGUGGGGUGUUCAUGUGGGCUCCCUUAAAUGGUGGUAACAGUGUUAAAGUGACUAUGCGGUUAACAUGGAGUUUCACUACUGCACAAUGUUCCGAAACAGCAAUAUCAUCUGGUACAGUAACGGGUGAUUCAGCGUCUAUUACAUGCUCUGGUUGUACAACAAUGUCAUUAGGGACCUAUCAAAUCCGUUGUCAGGAUUCUAUGACAGGUUCAUGGGGCUCUGGUGAAACCAGUUUCACUGUAAACACAUCAACAAACAAACAAUUUACAUUCUGGUUUACCGGCGGUAAUUGGAUAGGUUUACUAUCAGACGGAGGUGAUUGGUAUAUAAAAUCCACAGUUGACCUGACAGCACGACAGGAUAUAGGACGAAUAAACUCGUCGCCUACAGUUAACAUGCCGUCUGUACUAUACUGGAAAACAGGAUGUUCUUAUACAUAUACUUUACCAGUUCAUGACGUAGAUGGUGACGUAAUACGAUGCAGAUGGGCAAGCGGAUCUACUGAAUGUGCAGGUGUUUGUCAGGCUUUUCCAGGAGCUUCAUUAAAUGAGGCGACAUGUACUAUAUCAUACACAGCAGGUACGUCCACAGGGUUUUACGCAGUAGCCAUACAAGUGGAAGAUUUUAUGACCACAACUUCAACAACACCUCUAAGUAGCAUACCUGUUCAAUUCAUGGUCCACAUUUAUUCAGGGAGUGGUUGUUCAGAUGCACCGCAAUUUAUAGACCCAACACCUACUGCCAACACAAGGGUCGUUAGUGACAUCGGCAGUCAGUACAACUUUACAAUCAAAGUACAGGGACCACAAUCCGUCACAAGUGAAACAAGAUGCAUUGUUUUACAUGCAGAAAUUGACGAAUGCGGAAGUAAUCCAUGUAAGAACAAUGGAACUUGCACCGAUUUUGUCAAUUUCUACAAUUGUUCUUGCCAACCAGGCUACCAAGGAAUCAACUGUGAAAAUGAAACUGAUGAAUGCGGAAGUAGUCCAUGUCAGAACGGUGGAACUUGCAGUGAUUAUAUCAACUUCUAUAAUUGUUCUUGUUCACCAGGCUAUGAAGGCAUUAAUUGUGAAGCGGAAAUAGACGAAUGCAGAAGUAAUCCAUGUAAGAACAACGGAACUUGUAAUGAUUUUGUCAAUUUCUACAAUUGUUCUUGUCAACCAGGCUACCAAGGCAUUAACUGCGAAAAUGAAACUGAUGAAUGCGACAGUAGUCCAUGUAAGAACGGUGCAACUUGCAAUGAUUAUGUCAACUUCUAUAAUUGCUCUUGUCCACCCGGUUAUAAAGGAAUCCAUUGUGAAGAAGAAAUUGACGAAUGCGGUAGUAAUCCAUGUAAGAACAACGGAAAUUGUAAUGAUUUUGUCAAUUUCUACAAUUGUUCUUGUCAACCAGGCUACCAAGGAAUCAACUGUGAAAAUGAAACUGAUGAAUGCGGAAGUAGUCCAUGUCAGAACGGUGGAACUUGCAGUGAUUAUAUCAACUUCUAUAAUUGUUCUUGUUCACCAGGCUAUGAAGGCAUUAAUUGUGAAGCGGAAAUAGACGAAUGCAGAAGUAAUCCAUGUAAGAACAACGGAACUUGUAAUGAUUUUGUCAAUUUCUACAAUUGUUCUUGUCAACCAGGCUACCAAGGAAUUAACUGCGAAAAUGAAACUGAUGAAUGCGACAGUAGUCCAUGUAAGAACGGUGCAACUUGCAAUGAUUAUGUCAACUUCUAUAAUUGCUCUUGUCCACCCGGUUAUGAAGGAAUCCAUUGUGAAGAAGAAAUUGACGAAUGCAGUAGUAAUCCAUGUAAGAACAACGGAAAUUGUACCGAUUUUGUCAAUUUCUACAAUUGUUCUUGUCAACCAGGCUACCAAGGAAUCAACUGUGAAAAUGAAACUGAUGAAUGCGGAAGUAGUCCAUGUCAGAACGGUGGAACUUGCAGUGAUUAUAUCAACUUCUAUAAUUGUUCUUGUUCACCAGGCUAUGAAGGCAUUAAUUGUGAAGCGGAAAUAGACGAAUGCAGAAGUAAUCCAUGUAAGAACAACGGAACUUGUACCGAUUAUGUCAAUUUCUACAAUUGUUCUUGUCAACCAGGCUACCAAGGAAUUGACUGUGAAAAUGAAACUGAUGAAUGCGACAGUAGUCCAUGUAAGAACGGUGCAACUUGCAAUGAUUAUGUCAACUUCUAUAAUUGCUCUUGUCCACCCGGUUAUGAAGGAAUCCAUUGUGAAGAAGAAAUUGACGAAUGCAGUAGUAAUCCAUGUAAGAACAACGGAAAUUGUACCGAUUUUGUCAAUUUCUACAAUUGUUCUUGUCAACCAGGCUACCAAGGAAUCAACUGUGAAAAUGAAACUGAUGAAUGCGGAAGUAGUCCAUGUCAGAACGGUGGAACUUGCAGUGAUUAUAUCAACUUCUAUAAUUGUUCUUGUUCACCAGGCUAUGAAGGCAUUAAUUGUGAAGCGGAAAUAGACGAAUGCAGAAGUAAUCCAUGUAAGAACAACGGAACUUGUAAUGAUUUUGUCAAUUUCUACAAUUGUUCUUGUCAACCAGGCUACCAAGGCAUUAACUGCGAAAAUGAAACUGAUGAAUGCGACAGUAGUCCAUGUAAGAACGGUGCAACUUGCAAUGAUUAUGUCAACUUCUAUAAUUGCUCUUGUCCACCCGGUUAUGAAGGAAUCAAUUGUGAAGAAGAAAUUGACGAAUGCAGAAGUAAUCCAUGUAAGAACAACGGAAAUUGUACCGAUUUUGUCAAUUUCUACAAUUGUUCUUGUCAACCAGGCUACCAAGGAAUCAACUGUGAAAAUGAAACUGAUGAAUGCAGAAGUAGUCCAUGUCAGAACGGUGGAACUUGCAGUGAUUAUAUCACCUUCUAUAAUUGUUCUUGUUCACCAGGCUAUGAAGGCAUUAAUUGUGAAGCGGAAAUUGACGAAUGCAGAAGUAAUCCAUGUAAGAACAACGGAACUUGUACCGAUUUUGUCAAUUUCUACAAUUGUUCUUGUCAACCAGGCUACCAAGGAAUUAACUGCGAAAAUGAAACUGAUGAAUGCGACAGUAGUCCAUGUAAGAACGGUGCAACUUGCAAUGAUUAUGUCAACUUCUAUAAUUGCUCUUGUCCACCCGGUUAUGAAGGAAUCAAUUGUGAAAAAGAAAUUGACGAAUGCAGAAGUAAUCCAUGUAAGAACAAUGGAACUUGUACCGAUUAUGUCAAUUUCUACAAUUGUUCUUGUCAACCAGGCUACCAAGGAAUCAACUGUGAAAAUGAAACUGAUGAAUGCGAAAGUAUUCCAUGUCAGAACGGUGGAACUUGCACUGAUUAUAUCAACUUCUAUAAUUGUUCUUGUUCACCAGGCUAUGAAGGCAUUAAUUGUGAAGCGGAAAUAGACGAAUGCAGAAGUAAUCCAUGUAAGAACAACGGAACUUGUAAUGAUUUUGUCAAUUUCUACAAUUGUUCUUGUCAACCAGGCUACCAAGGCAUUAACUGCGAAAAUGAAACUGAUGAAUGCGACAGUAGUCCAUGUAAGAACGGUGCAACUUGCAAUGAUUAUGUCAACUUCUAUAAUUGCUCUUGUCCACCCGGUUAUGAAGGAAUCAAUUGUGAAGAAGAAAUUGACGAAUGCAGAAGUAAUCCAUGUAAGAACAACGGAAAUUGUACCGAUUUUGUCAAUUUCUACAAUUGUUCUUGUCAACCAGGCUACCAAGGAAUUAACUGCGAAAAUGAAACUGAUGAAUGCGACAGUAGUCCAUGUAAGAACGGUGCAACUUGCAAUGAUUAUGUCAACUUCUAUAAUUGCUCUUGUCCACCCGGUUAUGAAGGAAUCCAUUGUGAAGAAGAAAUUGACGAAUGCAGAAGUAAUCCAUGUAAGAACAACGGAAAUUGUACCGAUUUUGUCAAUUUCUACAAUUGUUCUUGUCAACCAGGCUACCAAGGAAUUAACUGUGAAAAUGAAACUGAUGAAUGCGAAAGUAGUCCAUGUCAGAACGGUGGAACUUGCACUGAUUAUAUCAACUUCUAUAAUUGUUCUUGUUCACCAGGCUAUGAAGGCAUUAAUUGUGAAGCGGAAAUUGACGAAUGCAGAAGUAAUCCAUGUAAGAACAACGGAAAUUGUACCAAUUUUGUCAAUUUCUACAAUUGUUCUUGUCAACCAGGCUACCAAGGAAUUAACUGCGAAAAUGAAACUGACGAAUGCGACAGUAGUCCAUGUAAGAACGGUGCAACUUGCAAUGAUUAUGUCAACUUCUAUAAUUGCUCUUGUCCACCCGGUUAUGAAGGAAUCAAUUGUAAAGAAGAAAUAGACGAAUGCAGAAGUAAUCCGUGUAAGAACAACGGAAAUUGUACCGAUUUUGUCAAUUUCUACAAUUGUUCUUGUCAACCAGGCUACCAAGGAAUCAACUGUGAAAAUGAAACUGAUGAAUGCGACAGUAGUCCAUGUAAGAACGGUGCAACUUGCAAUGAUUAUGUCAACUUCUAUAAUUGCUCUUGCCCACCCGGUUAUGAAGGAAUCAAUUGUGAAGAAGGUAUUGGCAUUUGCGAAAGUUUUGUAUGUAAAAAUGAUGGAACUUGUCAUGAUUAUAUCACAUUCUACACCUGUUCUUGUCAACAGGGCUAUGAAGGAAUAAACUGUGAACAUGAGAUUGACAAAUGCAGAAGUAAUCCAUGUAAGAACAAUGGAACUUGUAACAAUUAUGUCACCUCCUAUAACUGUUCAUGCCUGCCUGGUUAUGAAGGACUCAAUUGUGAAAAAGCCGUCUAUGGUGCAAAGUGUAGAAACGCCCAGAUGUGUCUAACAAAGGGUGCUAAGUGCAUCAACAACAUAUGCAUUUGUGCAACAAAUCAUUAUGACGCAGAGCUAGAUUUAUGCGAUACAUUGCCUUUAUAUCCAUAUGGCAUGCAUGUCGAUGACAAUUUAGUACCGAUUGUAAAAGAUUCUUGUAGUGAUCCAGUGGUGUUUGAUCAGGGCAUACCAAUAUUUGAUGAAAUACACACAAAACUCUUUGUCUGUUCAAAUGGACACAUUAGCUUUGAUAAACCAUUUAUAAGCCCAGUUCCGCCAAAGAAUGUGAAGAAGUUUUCAAACAAAACAAUUGUGGCACCUUAUUUCGCGGAUACAGGUGCUGGAAAUAUGUCCUUUCGGCAUUUCGACGUUUUAAACUCCCCGGAAGGGUUGGAACAAAAUGACACUAAAGAUGUUGAGUCAGUUGUACAAGACAUAGAGGGCGUUAAAGAAUUCGAUGCCAAAUUUAUACUGUUUGCAACUUGGGAGAACGUCAGUCCAUUCCAAAAGUCUUUAAACAAUGUGACAACUGCGACAUUCCAGAUUGUUAUUGCAACAAAUGGUAUGGAUACGUAUGCAUUAUUUCUAUACGGAUACAACAUGAUGGGUUGGAAACUUGUUUCAGCCAAGAAUGAGAAGCCUGAUAUAUGGAUCGGUUAUACAGCUUCAGGGGUAUAUCAUAGCACUGAUAUCAAUUCAUUCAAGAGAUCUGCACUCGAGAUAGAUAAAAAUGCAGUUACAAACGGAAUUUCUGGUCUGUUAUUCGAAAGACUUACCAAAGUUGGAACAAAACAACCCAACUUUGCAAUCAGUUGCAUUGACUGGUACAACAAAAAUAAGCAUUUAGAAGCAGAGAUCAGAGAAACAUCAGAUAAAAUGCCAGAGUGUCCAUGCAGUCUUGACAGUCUGGGUUUCGAUCCAUGGUUUUGGGGAUCAAGUGACGAUAUGAUAAAUUCAACUGUUUACAGUGUGCAGAUCCUGCCUUCCCAAUUAUUCAAGCCUUACGGAAAGACCUGUUUGUAUAACAUGACAACUGGGCUGUGGAUGAAUGAGAUACCAGAAGCUGGAGGUUUCAACAUCCAUCAUCCAGACUUAAAUGCCCGUGGACACACUGAGAAUGAUCUCAAUGCUAAAAUGUCAUGCUGUGAGAAAUCAAAAUUGUGUAAUUUAUAUUAUAAAUUACAUCCUGUCGGAUCAUGUUACAAUGAGACAUGGUUUGAGUUAGGCACUACUUGGGGUGAUCCACAUUUCAAAACGCUUGAUGGAAAUAACUACACUUUCAAUGGUCUUGGUGAAUUCACUUUACUACAAAUGGAUAAUGGAUUUCGGUUACAAGCACGUACUGGACGGGCGGUUAAAGAGGAUGGCAACUUCUCUGAUGCCACUAUAUUUACUGCCUUUGCCGCCUCCGAUAGUUCCGGGGCAAAAUUCCACGUUGAACUAAACGACGCUGAAAACGGUCUUACGCUCUACGCCAAUGACGUGGAUCUUUCUCUGCUAUUUAAGAAACUAGGCGUGGCAUCAUUUGGAUAUAGAACAAAUGAAAGCAACUUAGCCCUCCUUCGGAAAGAGGAUACCUUAGUUGUAUUUUUUCCGUCCGUCGCAAUAGCAUUAAAUAUAACAGUUGGAGUAAAGAUGCUUUCAAUGAAUGCAAUCGUUCCAAAAGUCUACAGAAAUAUGACAGAAGGACUCUUGGGGAAUUUCGAUGGCUUGGCUGACAAUGAUUUUAUCGCUCCAAAUGGAACUAAUCUCGGUUCAAAUUUGAACGACAGUGAAAUUCAUCAAUUUGGACUGCUGUGGUUAGUAAGUGGCAAUAAUACAAGUGUUUUUAAAUACUUUGACAACAAUACCUCAUCUGACUAUAGUAAUAAAAGUUACAUACCAAGAUUUCUUGAUACUGUGGAACCGGCUAAAAUAAAAGAAGCUGUGAAAUUAUGCGACGGAUUACAAAAUAUUCAGUGUGUUUUUGACUUUGCAUUUACUGACAAUGAAAAUGUUGCAAACGACACAAAGAAAAGGAAGAAUAAAGCGGAUGAAACAGACAUGGAAAUAAGAAAGGUUACACCUUCACUUAAAGGUUGUGAUGUUCUAUAUAUUUUGGAUCGCUCGAAACAAAUCAGCUGUAGUAUUGAGGUGCUAGGUGACACCGACAAUGAUCUCAUAUUCAACUUUACAGACAACACUGCAAAUGCUAUAUUUAACCAAACAUCAAGAAAUCUUAUGUUCAUGCAGACGUCUUUUGAACCCGUAAAAAUUAGUAUCACCGUUAUAAAAGAUGGAAGAAAAGCUAUCCCCUUCACAGUUAAUGUCAGGUUCUGCUCGGGUUGUAAUGAACAUGGCAAUUGCACAAAUAAGACAAGAUCUGAUCAACGAGAGGCCGAGUAUUUCAAAUAUUUAGAAUGUGUCUGUGAACCACAAUAUGAAGGUGAUGAUUGCGAGCAAGAAUUUGAUGGUUGUGCUUCAAAUCCAUGCUCCGUUGAUAGAAACUGUACAAAGUUGACGGCAUUAGAACAGAAGAAACUUGGUAAAAGUUACAACUGUAGUGCCUGUCCUGACGGAUUCAUAGAGGAUGGCGAUAAAUGCCUUGAUAUCGAUGAAUGUGCUGCCAAGUCCAAUCUUUGUGAACACACGUGUUUGAAUGUGGACGGAUCAUAUGAAUGUCUGUGUAACAUUGGAUAUAGAACAAGUUCAACAAAUAAUAGUCUUUGCAAUGAUAUCAACGAAUGCGACGAAUCGAUUAAUAACUGUAGUCAGCUUUGUGAAAAUGUGAACGGUGGUUUCAAAUGCAGCUGUUUUACAGGUUUUAUCUUUAACAAUGUCACAUGGAACUGUGAUAAAGAUGUCAAAGCGACAACAUGUACAGAAACAAAAAUCAUCGACUGUAGUCACACCGCUGGUUGUACUGUAGAUGAAAUCUCUUUAAAUGAGACAUGUUUUUGCGAAAAUGGGUUUGAACUUUCUACUAAUGGCACUGCAUGUAUAGAUAUUGAUGAAUGUGAACGUAAUAUAUGUCCUCAAAGAUGCAACAAUACUUUUGGAGAAUUUCAAUGUUUGUGCUAUUCCGGUUUUAAACGUCAAGAAGAUUUGAGUUGUAAAGAGUGUGAAUUUCCCUAUUGGGGCGAUGGCUGUUUAAAUGAAUGUAAAUGUUCAGGAAGAGGAGCUACAGACUGUAACCCUGUGCGUGGGUGCAUAUGUAAAGAUGGUUGGCAUGGCGACAAGUGCGAUGCCGAUAUAAAUGAAUGUGAUAUACUUGUUGACCCUUGUCAAGACGUUAAAAAAGAAUGUAUAAAUGAACCUGGGUCUUACAGCUGCAGAUGUAAAGACGGAUAUUCAGAAAAUGACGGCCAAUGUCAAGAUAUUGAUGAAUGUUCGAGUCCGAUUUUAAAUGAUUGUGAAGGUUUUUGUAUCAACACAAUUGGAGGAUAUUCAUGUGGUUGUUCCGAGGGAUUGACAAUUUACGAAAACACACGCUGUAAAGAUAUAGAUGAGUGCGCACUCGACCUUGACGACUGUGAGCAAAGAUGCCUCAACUUUAAGGGCCUUUAUAAUUGUUUUUGUCAUUUUGGUUAUCACCUCAACGAUGACAGAAAGACGUGCAAAGAAGUUGACAACCCAUGCAAAGAAGAGCUUAACCUGAAUUGCUCGCACUUCUGUGUUAAAACCGAAAUAUCCGCCAAAUGCGAGUGCAGAAACGGAUUCGAAAUUGGAGCCGAUCAUCAAACAUGUCUAGAUAUUGAUGAAUGUUCCUCAGCAGACACAAAUGACUGUACUGACGGUGCCGAAUGUAUAAAUACCGAUGGCUCUUACGAGUGUAAAUGUCCAAUAGGCUCAAAGCUAGAAAAUGACGGCAGAACAUGCUCAGAAUGUGACGAAUAUCACUAUGGGAAUGAUUGUUCGGAAAGCUGUAACUGUAUCAAUGGAGAUUGUGAUCGAAAAACAGGUUGUAUUUGUGAGAGCGGAUGGUUUGGAAAGGAUUGUGAUAGAGACAUAAAUGAAUGUUCGAGCACAUUAUGCAGCGGUGACAACAAACAAUGUAUAAACACCCCUGGUAGUUAUAAAUGUAUAUGUAAAUUAGGAUAUACAAAUGAAAGUGGUGAAUGCAAAGAUAUCGACGAAUGUUCCGACGUAAGGCUCAAUACAUGUGACCAAACCUGCAUUAAUAAUGUCGGAUCUUAUGCGUGUAGCUGUCAGCAAGGAUUUGCAUUCAUUAACGGUCAAUGUUCCGAUAUAGAUGAAUGCUUAGUAACAGCUAAAUGUCACCAAAUUUGCGAGAAUACAGUGGGCAGUUAUAGAUGUUCGUGUGAAGAAGGAUUUAAAUUAGAUCUAACUAACAGGCAAUCUUGCACUCCGAAUAAUCUAUGCAAUAUGACUGAAGUUGAAAAAUGCAGUGCAAGGAACGCCCAAUGUAAAAUAACUGAUACAAAUGCAGAUUGCUAUUGUUCUAAAGGCUUUGUGUUAAAUGACGAAGGUGUUUGUGAAGAUAUUAAGGAGUGCUCUCGGAGUCUAUCGCCGUGUUUUGAUAAAGAAUGCCAGGAAGAAGAAGGAGGAUUUCGAUGCAUCUGUGAACCAGGAUCAUUCCUAUUACAGGACGGAACUACGUGUCAAGUUUGUGAAAAGACAAAAUUUGGACCAGAGUGUAACUCAACAUGUAAUUGCCUUUUUGAAAACACGAAAUCAUGUGACCCAGUAAAUGGUGAUUGUGAUUGCCUCACGGGUUGGCAAGGUGAUACGUGCUCAAUUGAUGUCAACGAAUGCACUAAUGAGACAUUAUUUGAAUGUCCUGAAAAAUCAAAAUGCGUGAAUACCAACGGAUCGUACAUUUGUGAAUGUGAUAUAGGAAAUAUAAUGACUGGCGAUGAAAGAUGUGAAGGUUGUGACAGACAACAUUUUGGACUAAACUGUGAGUCUGAAUGUAAGUGUAUAACUGAUAACACCGACAUUUGUAAUAACACGGACGGAACAUGUAUGUGCAAUAAGGGCUGGACGGGUGAAACAUGUGAUCAAGAUAUCAAUGAAUGUUUGCAAUCAGAGGAUGUUUGUUCUGUAAAAGCCAACUCAGAAUGUCGCAACACUAACGGAUCAUAUAAAUGUGAAUGCAAAAGAGGAUAUUUUCCACAAAACAACAACUGUAUUGAUAAAGAUGAGUGUAACGAUGGCACAGCAAAUUGCAAGCAAGAAUGUGUUAAUAACGAUGGUGAUUAUGUAUGCAAAUGUUUUGCUGGAUAUAGAGGUUCCUGGAAUAAUUGUACCGAAUGUUCGGAUAAUCAAUAUGGAAUUAAUUGUACCCAUUCCUGUGAGUGUAACGCCACAAAUGUAGUCGAUGCAGAACAGUCAUGUAAUACUACAACAGGAAAAUGCUUUUGUAAAAGUAGUUGGCAAGGUGAUACCUGUAAUGAUGAUGUUAAUGAAUGUGGAAACGUGACAAAGUGUAAUGAUGAUGAAAACACUGGAUGUAACAACUUGAUAGGAUCGUACGUGUGUGACUGUUUAAGGGGAUUCUUACGCAACGGCGAAAAAUGCGUAAUAGAUGAACCAGCACCUCUAGAUAUUCCAGAAAACUUUGGCGUUAUAAAUCUAGUGACCCGACUAGACGUUGAUCUGUCAGAAGGCACUAAUCUUAACACAUCAACUACUUAUGAAGCCUUGAAGAUAAAAGUUACAUAUGCAUUGCUGCCUUUUCACAGAAGAUAUGCGCCUGAUGGAAUUGAAAUAGUGAUAUUAGACAUAAGACUAGGCAGCCUGAUUGUUAAUUACUCAAUUAUUUAUGACACGAUGGACCCUGAAAUACGAAAUAACCUAGUUCGUUCAGCAAUUGAUUUGGAAGCAGGGGCAACGCUUGAAUUCGAUGGGAACCCUGUGCAAGCCAGGGCAGAAUCACCUGGGAAUUUUACGGACCCUUGUGAAAUGUAUUUGAAAUUGGUUGGACCUUGCUCUAAAGGCUUUGAAUGCAUCAAAGAAAACGAAAGACCAAUGUGCAGAGAAAUACUGAAGCCAGGUAAGUGCUAUUUCUAUAAUUGGAGUAAAACAUUUAAUGGAACACAAAAUCAUGCAAUAGAUAUUGAAGCAUAUAGGUAUCCAAAGAAGUUAUUCCCAUUACAUGCUCAAUAUUUAUUAUUUAUUCUGCAUUACUGUCUUGUUUCACAAAUCAUCAGGACUAAUAUAAUUCAUUUUUAUGCCACCGCAGCAUCUGCGAUGCGGUGGCAUAUAGCGAUUCACCUGUGUGUAUGUAUGUGUGUGUGUGUGUGUGUGCGUGUGUGCGUGUGUGUGUGUGUGUGUGUGUGUGUGUGUUAUAUAGAUUAUAUAGUGAACUUAAAAAAUCUUCUUGUGAAAAACCGCUAGUCCAAUUUCAACCAAACUUGGCAGGAUUGUUCCUUGGGUGAAGGGCUUCCAAAGUUGUUCAAAGAAUUUCAUUCCAUGCAGAAAUCUGGUUGCCAUGGCAACCAAAAGGAAUUAUAAGGAUGAAUUUAAAAAAUCUUCCUGUAAAGACCCAAAAGGCCUAGAGCUUAGAUAUUUUGCAUAAGGCAUUGUCUGGUAGACCUCUAACAAGAUUGUUCAAAUUAAAGCCUUGGGGUCAAAAUUGGCCCCGCCCCGGGGGUCAUUGAUUUUCACUAUGUACAUAUAGUAAAAACUUAAAACACCUUCUUGUAAAGACCCAAAAGGCUUAGAGCUUAGAUAUUUUGCAUAAGGCAUUGUCUGGUAGACCUCUACCCAGAUUGUUCAAAUUAUAGCCCUAGGGUCAAAAUCGGCCCGCCCCAGGGGUCAUUGGUUUUCCUUAUAUGUAUAUAGUAAAAACUUUUAAAAAAUUCUUCUAGCAAUUGACAAAUGCGAAAGGUUAGAUAUUUUGCAUGAAACUUUGUGUUGUAAAACUCUAGCAAGAUUGUUCAAAUUAUAGCCCUGGGGUCAAAAUUGUCCCCGCCCUGGGGUUCAUUGAUUUCAAUAUAUACAUAUAAAGUAAAAAAUAUAAAAAAUCUUAUUGUCUGAAGGUACAAGGCUUAGAACUUUAAUAUUUGUUAUAUAAUAUCAUCUAAAGGUACUCUACCAAAGUUGUUCAAAUUUUCCUCUUGUGUCAAAAUAAGCCCCGCCCCUGGGAGCCAUAGGUUUAUCCUAUAUGUAUAUAGUUAAAACUUAAAAAAUCAUCUUCUCUAAAUUUACAAAGGAUAAAGUUAAGAUAUUUUGCAUGAAACAUUGUGUAGUGAACCUCUAGCAAGAUUGUUCAAAUUAUAGCCCUGGGGUUAAAAUUGGUUCCGCCCCGGGGGUCAUUGAUUUUCAUUAUGUACAUAUAGUGAAAAAAGAAAUUUUUUGUCUGAAGGUUCAAGGCAUAGAGCUUUGAUGUUUGAUAUAUAAUAUCAUCCAUAGGUCCUCUACCAACGUUGUUCAAAUGUCAAAAAUUGGCCCUGCCUGGGGGCAGUGAUUCUCAUUAUGUACACGUAGUAAAAACAGAAAAUAAAACAAAUGUUUUCUGAAUGGGAGAAAGCUAUAGCUUAGAUAUUUGACUUGAAAUGUUGUUUGGUGGACCUGUAUCAAGAUUGUUAUUAAACCCUUGGGUCAAAAUUAUGCCUUGCCCAAGGGGACAGUGACCUACUUUCUUGUCCUUUGAUGUACAGCAAUUACAUUUUGACCAUGUGCACAGUUUUAGUUGUAAAAUUGAACUUUGACCUAGAUUUUGAUGAUGUGGACUUUCUUUCUUGUCCUUUGG
Molecule: messenger RNA, 12748 nt
Organism: Ruditapes philippinarum (Manila clam)
Lineage: Eukaryota; Metazoa; Mollusca; Bivalvia; Venerida; Veneridae
Exons: 79
Coding region: 232-11391 (3719 amino acids)
Biological process (GO): Notch signaling pathway; cell-matrix adhesion
Molecular function (GO): Notch binding; calcium ion binding
Source: RefSeq, a predicted model, not a curated record